Molecule: messenger RNA, 720 nt
Organism: Uloborus diversus
Lineage: Eukaryota; Metazoa; Arthropoda; Arachnida; Araneae; Uloboridae
Product: cytochrome b5 domain-containing protein 1-like
Exons: 4
Coding region: 1-720 (239 amino acids)
Source: RefSeq, a predicted model, not a curated record
AUGUCAAUUGAAGAUACUGGGCAAGAACUGCGGUAUUUGCCCCUCUUCAUACGAUAUGGUAAAGUCAGGGGGGACGAAGGGUUGCGGCCAUUGUUAAUAUUCGGAGGCAAAGAUGUCAGCCAUUUUUUCAACGAACAAGGAGAGGUUAAAUAUCACGUAAAUCCUAACACAAAUAAGUUAGAUGUGUUUAUGCCAUUUGGAAAGUUCAUUGGCGCACCUUCGCAAGAGUACGUCGCCAAGUUGUAUGAGCACAGGAAGCAAGAUGAAGAUAACCUGGCCAAUUGUUUCGUUCAGAGAGUGAAAGAUCAGAAAUUUGGUAAAGCUCUUACGGAAUGUGAAGUUUUAACGUCAACGUCGGAAAAUUCUACAAACAGUGAGAAAUCUACACCAUGGUGGAAAAGCAAAGAGUAUGUCAUAGGUUACCUCACGAAAAAACCUCGCUGGAUCAAAAUCAAGAACACAAUGAUCUUCAAAGAUGUUGAUUUGGAGGUAUGUACCGAAGACACGAUUGAAGACAUUCUAGAGAAAUAUUUCAAGUUUAACAGCCAUGCGAGAAGUUACACUUGGAGAUACGGAAAUGAAACCCUAGAUAUGAAGCAGACGUUGGAAAACAAUGGGAUUCCAGACACAGAUGAAGUUGCUGAACGAUUAAAAAUGAAUCCUUCGCUCUUUAUUCCGACUCUAAAUUUGUAUUUUAACCAUGAUUUGACGGAAAUGUGA